AACGAGGGCGGGGUUAGAACGCUCCACGUUAACCGCUCCAGUUGUUCGACUUUAACCGCUGCCACCCGCGCGAGGAAACGAACUCUCUCCGGUAGUGGGAGUCGAUUCAGGUUUUAUUUUUUUAUAUCAACCGAAACGAAAGCUUAACCAUWAAAUAAACGCGUUCAAACCGCGCWAAAAUAAAAUGGCUUCGUUGAGUAACGCGUCCGCGGAGGAAAUCAGCAAGAUGCUGGAUGAAUAUGGAAUAAARCACGGACCUGUGGUCGAGAGUACCAGACAUCUUUAUGAGAAAAAGCURAAGGAAGCCAUGGCAAAAGGAAAAAAGGCUCCAYCAYCAUCAUCAUCAUCAUCAUCUGAUAAAACAUACUACAGAGAGGAGGAAGAAGAAGUCACGUAUGUUUACAGAACACCGAUCAGAAACGAAAGCCCUGGAGACAGAGCGGCUUAUAUGAGAUCAAGACCAGAAAACAAUGAGAGGGAAUAUGGACACGAGACGUCCUACUCAGGCUACUCACAGUCGAGGCCUGAAUACAGAGGGAAAGAUUUUGCUGAGCAGCCCUACAUGUACGACACUCCGUCCACGUUCAGCAACUCCUCUCUGAAAGCGACGCCUGUGAAGUCGAGUCAAGCAGCUCAGAAGGCACAGAAGUCGACCCGCCUCAUCCCUCUGUGGGUACAGUUUUUCUUCUUCCUCGCCGUGGCGUUCUUCCUCUACUUGGUUUUCUCCAACAUGGAGACAAAUGAAUCCAUCCAAGGACUGGAGUGAAUGUGUUUUUCUGGAACUGACAUUGGGGGGUGGGGGUCUUMUAUAUUAUUCUGCAUUUAAAAUUGGGGGAUGUACUGUAGUUAUUUUAAACCUUGCUUAAAUUGUGGUUUAUGCUAGAUAUAAAUACAUAAGUGUGUGUUUCUAGCACACUUUGCUUGCUUAUACCCUCCUACAUGUCAGCUUUUAAAUUUUUUUUUCUCUGAGGUUCAUUAAAGCACCGUGUCAAAUGGAAAAAAUUAGUGAAAACACUAAAUCUUUAUAAGAGGAUCGCAGUGCUCUGUCCUUCCAGAUAGUUGCAGUGUGGUUCCUUCACUGCUCUGAUUACCUGUUUUGGGAGUCAGAUUGUUGCAUAAUGCUCUUAUAUAAUAAAGCAAAUAAAAGCACUGCACUGUUUUGUACCAAAAACCAUUGUAUUUUAUUGGAAGCUUCCAAAGUUGAACAAAUCCUUCUGAAUCCUCUCCUUCCUUAAACUCUGCAGUGUUAUUUUAAAGUCAGUAUAAAGUGUUAUAAUGUAAUUCAGUCCUGAUGCUUUAUUUUACUUAUUCAUGUUACGUUUGAGCUCAGGUUGGCCAGAUUUUUAAUUCAAGUGCCUUUGUGUUUAAUUAGCUUUAUUAGUUGUGUAACUAUGGUUUAUUGGUUAAUAUACACAAGUGAGAGGGCUGUCGAGUAAAGUUACAAAAUUACAACACAAUAUGUUAAGUAUCAGAGAUGCCACAUUUUUUUUUGUACUGCAUAAUCCAUAUAUAUUCCAGGUUUGUUUGUAAUGUGUUUUGUAUUUUGGUUUCGCAAUAUAAUAAAGAGCUUAUAUAUGUAAA
Molecule: messenger RNA, 1581 nt
Organism: Austrofundulus limnaeus
Lineage: Eukaryota; Metazoa; Chordata; Actinopteri; Cyprinodontiformes; Rivulidae
Gene: emd
Product: emerin
Exons: 7
Coding region: 185-766 (193 amino acids)
Source: RefSeq, a predicted model, not a curated record